CUAUACAUCAGCUGAUCCGUCACGUGGUCUGGUGUCGUGGGUCACCUCUUUGCAAAAUGGAGUUGUCUGAUUCUGUGCAGAGAGGGCUGCAGUCUCUCGCCGACCCCUCCGCCUUCGCCCACACCAGCUUCCAGGUGCUGGUGGACGUGUCUUUCCGGAGCCUGCUCUCGUCUCACGCCGACGCUGCAGUCCUCGAUCAACCCGAACUGAAGCAGAUCGACCAGAUCCUGCUCAAACAGAGUCACGCUGCAGCGACCACCUUCAUACUGGAGGCGGUCAAACAAAACGCAGACAAGUCGACCAUAAGCUCCAGCCUCGAAGAACUCACACUCAGUGCAGAGAGAAUAGAAAUAUUCUACAGCACAUAUCAGAAACAUAAAAAAGAAUUGGAACACCUAUUAGCCAGCAUAGGAAGGCGUCCGCCUCAGAUUAACGACGUGUCUUGGCGUCUCCAGUACCACAUGAAGAACGAACAGGUCGAUAAGGUCAACGAGCCUUUCUACUCGAUUUCAUUGAACACGGAGAAUGAAGGAUGCUCGGAAGAUAUCGACUUCACCUGCACAAUGGAGCAACUGCAGGAUUUGGUGGGGAAGCUCAAAGACGCUGCCAAGAGUGUGGAGAAAGCCAGUCAGAUGUGAUGUGCCGGUGUCCUGUUUCCUCGCCUUUUCUGCGCCACAAAGCACUGAACUUCAGCAGAUUCCAGCGGCAUUACCCGUCUCUUAAUAGCUUCUUUUGUACCUGACAUUGACGUGCCGUGUAUGCUAUACGAGACAAUUACCAUUCCAACUUGUGUUUCAAUAAAACAAACAAAAAUAAAAAAGUC
Messenger RNA from Dicentrarchus labrax (European seabass), 823 nucleotides. It is a transcript of the gene commd3, whose product is annotated as COMM domain containing 3. Gene Ontology annotation, biological process: sodium ion transport. The transcript is spliced from 8 exons. Bases 57 to 638 code for a protein of 193 amino acids. The record is from RefSeq and is a predicted model, not a curated record. NCBI's taxonomy places the organism in Eukaryota, Metazoa, Chordata, Actinopteri, Moronidae.